AUGCAGCCGGAGAUGGAAUUCGUGAAGUUCUUGGGGAAGGGUUCGUUCGGUUCCGUGGAUCUUUUCAGACACCGUAAACCAGACGGUUCGAUGUUAUACAACGCAGUGAAGGUCUCAGACGUUCAAGGCUACGAUUCUCUCUACAGAGAAUUUAAGAUUCUGAAAAAACUCAGAGGAUGUCCAAGAAUCGUGCAAUGUUUUGCAGACACUCUGUUCGAAGAAUUCAACUGCCACGGCAACAAAGUCUACAAGAUGGUAAUGGAAUACGCAUCAGCUGGUACUCUAUCUGCUUUCAUGGCACGUAACAGAACAUUAUCGGAUUCGACUAUUAAAGACUUCACUCGCAUGAUUCUACAAGGAUUGGUCUCGAUUCAUAGUCUCGGUUAUGUCCACUGCGAUCUUAAACCGGACAAUCUCCUUCUCUUCCCGCGUUACGAUGAGAAAACUUGGGAUUUCUCAUACGACUUGAAGAUUUCGGAUUUUGGAAUGUCGAUAAAAGCCGGAGAGCAAUCUGAUUAUUGGAGUAUUGUUUCUCCGUUUGUCGGAACACCUAUCUACAUGUCUCCGGAGUCAGUCCAAGACGGUACCGUCGAGAAAGCCCUAGAUUUGUGGUCAUUAGGAUGUAUAGUGCUUGAGAUGUACAUCGGUAAGAGGCCAUGGUCAGGGGUUGAUUCUGAUGAUCUUGAGUCUAAUCUGUUGAAAAACAUCGCACCAGAGAUUCCACAUAGUUUGCCUUGUGACGCAAGAAAGUUCUUAGAAACGUGUUUUGCAAGUAAACCUGACGAAAGAAGAAGCGCUUCGGAGCUGUUGAUGCAUCCCUUCUUGACCGGAGAACAGAUGGUGGCCGCCGGUGGAGAGAGAAGACCGUUGCUGUUGAAGUUGAAGAUCAGACCGAGGAAGUCUACGGUUAUUCCAGAGAAGCCCCUGAAGACUAUUACGAUAAAGCCCCCACAGUUUAAGAAAGUUGCGGUGAAACCCCAGAAGAUGAAGGUGAAGAUUAUACCUCCGACAAGAACUCUUCCAGCUUCCACUUUCGAAACUGCUCAGUAG
Messenger RNA from Eutrema salsugineum, 1050 nucleotides. RefSeq names its product mitogen-activated protein kinase kinase kinase 17. Lineage: Eukaryota; Viridiplantae; Streptophyta; Magnoliopsida; Brassicales; Brassicaceae. Gene Ontology annotation, biological process: protein phosphorylation. The record is from RefSeq and is a predicted model, not a curated record. The transcript has a single exon. Gene Ontology annotation, molecular function: ATP binding; protein kinase activity. Bases 1 to 1050 code for a protein of 349 amino acids.